Messenger RNA from Coregonus sp. 'balchen', 10190 nucleotides. The record is from the annotation of a GenBank genome assembly. Lineage: Eukaryota; Metazoa; Chordata; Actinopteri; Salmoniformes; Salmonidae.
CGAGUCAUCCUCCCCAUAUCUGUGGAAGAAGUAAGUACUGACUGAGUGUCAUUUCUUUGUCUUAAACUCUUGCUUCAUGUCACAAAUCAAGCUGGUUAAGCUACAUUCUCGUUUUCUGAUGCAACCGUCAAAUUGAGCUCAACCAUUACCUAGCCCCAUGAAUGUGCCCAUUACACCAGCGGAACAUUCAUGGGGCUAACCCAUUACCUAGCAUGCCUAUGCUCUUGAGGAAUCAGGGCAGUCUAUAUGUCAAUCAGUUUGUCUGCAUUAUGUUCCUCUAAUCUUGAAGUUCCUGUUUGUACACACACCUUUUAAUGAUAGUGUGUGUGUGUGUGCGCGUGCGCGCAGGCAGUUGGCAUGGUUUCCAUUACGUUCACAUUGGCAGCAUAUUGGUUGCAGUGGUUGUUAGCCAGCCACACACAGCCACGUUCAUUAAAACAGAGCACCUUAUUCCGACUGAAGCUUUGCAGUUGAAGUCAUUAGUUGUGGGUCAUUCCAUGUCAUUUCAGCAAGCCAUGACACCCACCAUCUCAGAUUGUUCUGAAAUCGUUUCUGUAAUUAGAAACAGAUAAGAUUAACAUUCCUGCAACAUUAUUUUGUUGAAAUAUAAUUUGAUCUCUGAGAAAUUAAGCUAAUUGAUUGCACCCAAAUUGGCCAAUGUAAUUAUAGGAUUCAUAUAAUCUUCAAUAAAUAUAGUACCUGACAUCCGAUUUGGACCAAACUUUUUUCUAACAAUGUGUAAGACAGGAGGAAUCCAAAUAAAUGGUCAACAGCCACCCACGACCCCCCACACCCCACGCCAAUCCCAACCCAGUAUCAGUUCUCAAUGUCUGUAGUAGUAUGGAGCUGCGGCUCUGAGUAUUGUUUCUUCAUCCUAUGUAAUGUAUUCUUAGUGAAUUUGGUGAUGUUAUUUUUCACCCUGUUCAGAGAAAUUUGUCAUUGAAGUUGUUAGGUUUAUGGCCCAUCCUACAUCCUGAUAUUACCAGGUUCUGACCACUAGAUUGUGCUGUUCCUGCUAUUUGGUGAAAAAAGUUUGAAGGACUUGUUAAAGGGAUAGUUCACCCAAAUAACAAAAUUACAUGGGUUUCCUUACCCCGUAACCAGUUUAUUGACAAAGUAUGACAGCAAGGAAUGCUAAUCAUUAGUGCUGAGCGAUUAACCGAACUAAUUUACUGAUUAUUUGAAUUCCAUUUUGUUCCGUUUAUUUCUGUGAGCACAAUGCGCACAUUGUGCUACAGUUUCUCUAGAGAUAAAUCAGAUCAUGCCCCAACUGUGUGUCGUAAUAGGGAAUUGUAGUUUCCAAAAGGCCAAUGUUCUACUGGUGAUUUGCAGGAUGUGCAAUGAUACAAGUAAAAGGAGGGCUGUGUUUGGUCAAAUUGCCUACUAUGCCAAUUUCUCUGUAUAAAAUGGGCCAUACCUUUAAAACUUCCUCGGCCAGCCUGAGGAAGAUGGCCAGAUGAGUCACACACUCUUAGGGGGACAAUAGGUGAAACACUGGUUUUACACGUGUUGUCACAUUCCUAACCACCCACUCGCGCAUGAGAUGGAGCCACCAAAAUCAAUCUAUUUGGUAGAGGACUUGAUUUUACCCCCUCUUCCUCCAAACAGAGCUGUUUCACCUGUUGAAAGCAUCUCAUCAAAUCAGCCCGGUACGAACUACCAACCAUACACACUGCACUUAAAACGCCACCACUGGCGCACUAAUGCCCUUUAACUGGAGGGUUAGUCUGUGAUUUAAUUGUCAGUUGGCUGUUGGUUGCUGAGUAGUGUCAAUGUGCAGCAAGCGAGUCACCAGUUCCCUGUGAGUCACUAGCUCCCUGACACACAGUGGCCGCAUUCCAGGACAACUUUAUUGCAGUCACGCUCCAUACAGCAACCAAUGGUUGCGUGCCACGUCAUCGACUGCUGCUGGGUGACUCAAGGCCUGUGCUGGUGGAUGGACGGGGUGUGCUGCCUAGGCUGGGACAGCAGAGUUGGAGACGGUAAUCCACCUGCCAAAGGUCUUUGACAGAGCACUACAUCCUCACAUCACUGGCGAGCAGCCAAUGAGGGAAUUGUUGGCAGAGAGACUGUCAUCUGGAAAAGAAACUGCCACAGAGGGCUAUUAGAGUAUGUUCCUUAUGCUUGCUGACAGUCCUGUUAUCCUGUUAAGCUGUUAUGCUGAAGUCAGUGUCUGUCUGGGCUAAAUGCGCAAGGAACACACAGUGGUGGAAACAGAAAACUGUCCCAGUCCAGGUGCUCUGAGGAGUGAAUGGUCAGGGAUGUGUAUGUGGGGAACUGAGUUAAUACAAUCCCCCUUGUUCAUGAAUUAAUGUCCCUCACAUUUGUGCCCACUGAAAUGGCUACAGCUGUCUGUUAAUGCAACUGGUGAACAAUGGGGAUUAUUUUGUCUGUGUAACUGUAGCUCACUCCUGUCUUCCUCUUCACAGUACCAAGUAGGGCAGCUGUACUCUGUGGCUGAGACCAGUAAGAAUGAGACGGGUGGAGGAGAAGGGGUGGAGGUGCUAAAGAAUGAACCCUAUGAGAAGGACGGAGAGAAGGGCCAGUACACCCACAAGAUAUAUCACUUGCACAGGUACGAUUGGUCCAUCUAUCCAUCCAUUUAUCUAUCUACUCACUUACUCCCAUCCACUCACCCAACCACCCACCCACACCACCCAAUGGUACAGUAUACAGUGGGGAAAAAAAGUAUUUAGUCAGCCACCAAUUGUGCAAGUUCUCCCACUUAAAAAGAUGAGAGAGGCCUGUAAUUUUCAUCAUAGGUACACGUCAACUAUGACAGACAAAUUGAGAAAAAAAAAUCCAGAAAAUCACAUUGUAGGAUUUUUAAUGAACAUGUUUCAGUCCGUUUUCUUCCAUUUACUGCCUUAAGAGUAUGACCCUGCUGUGUCUGGGUUUAGAACAGUAAGAGAGUUUAAAGCAUGCUUAUUACUAAUAAUAAGUUGUUACUACAUUAACACUGAUCCAUCACUGCUCUCACCUUGGCAUCCACUUGGGCUUUGUCAGCGAUGUCAAUGUAGACUACUUCAGCCUUCUUCCAUUGCUCUGGGUCUAGUCCGUGCACCUAGAAAAGGUGUAAUGAUCAUGCUGUUUAAUCAGCUUCUUGAUAUGCUACACCUGUCAGGUGGAUGGAUUAUCUUGGCAAAGGAGAAAAAUGCCUGCUAACAGGGAUAUAAACAAAUUUGUGCCAACAAUUUGAGAGAGAUUCGUUUUUUUGUGGGUAUGGAACAUUGCUGGGAUUUUUUAAAUUCAGCUCAUUAAACAUGGGACCAACACUUUACAUUGCGUUUAUAUUUUUGUUCAGUGUAUAUCAAAUUCAACCGUUUAUCUUUUUCAGUGAUGAAGAUAUGGAUCUCUCAUGGUAGGGUGGGUUAUACAAAUAGAGGGAACUUUGAGCACCUCUAUCUCCUGAAUGUUUUGGCAUUUGGGUCCAAAAAGUCACUUUCUCACCACUUCUACCAUGGGCAAUCAAAGGUGUGGAAAGUUUUGUUCAAUUGGGUGCGGUGGGUGUGGUCAAAAAGUGAUUGAAUUCAAAUGGAUCGACCCUAUGAUAAUAACUAUCUUACUUUCUCUCUGUAGUAAAGUGCCAAACUAUGUGCGCAUUCUGGCACCAUCAACUGCUCUUAACAUCCACGAGAAGGCCUGGAAUGCUUACCCCUACUGUCGGACCGGUAAGUCCCCUGCUCUUUGUUACCUACCCCUUCUGUAGAGAGAGAAGAUGUUGAAUAAUUAACUCUGGCAUACAUGCUAGCAGCCAGCACUGUGAGGACAUGCUAUUGGAAUCUAUGUCAUUUAUGGACCAAUAGCCAGACAUUGGGUAUUAAUAGUGUAUAUACACAACUUCUCAGUUCGGUUGGCAGGGAGUUUCAAACGUGCAACUAUUGAGAUAUUAUUUUGAAAACAUCUGUUCCCCUAAACAUUGUUUACUCUCUCUGUCUCCUGAUGUCCAUCUCUUCCCCUAUUGCAGUUAUUACAGUAAGUACUGUUUUCUACUAUACAUUUACAUAUACAGUAUGUUGCUGUUUACUAGCACACUAUUCAGCUGUAAACACGGUGAAAGAGGAGCUGGUAACCUGUCAAAAGGAAAGGAGAGAAGCAGAUGGGGCUGACUUAACACAGAGAAAGACUGACACUCAUUUUGCCAGGGUCUACGUGUGUGUGUGUGUGUGUGUGUGUGUGUGUGUGUGUGUGUGUGUGUGUGUGUGUGUGUGCGCGCACGCAUGUGCACAAGCAUUUCGCUACACCCGCAAUAAUAUCUGCUAAACACGUGUAUGUGACAAAUAAAAUUUGAUUUGAUGUGCCUCUUUCAGCUGUUAUUACCAGUACCACUGCUCUUAGCUGAUGUAUCCCUUAAGUUGUAAUCACGAACAGUCCAUAUAUUACAGUGUCAGUUUUAGACCUAGGUUCAAAUACUAUUCGAAAUCUUUCAAAUACUUUGAACGUUUGAUCUAGCCUACCUAGAUUGUCAGAUGGGUGGCGUUUACAUCUAAGGGACUAUUCUAUUGAUUGAUUAAGCCAGGCAUGCUCAAUCAAGCACAGAUAAAGUAUUUUACAUGAUUUCAAAUAGUGUUUGAACCCAGUAUGUGUUGGUCACUUGAGAUUCAUCUUGUUCAUCUUAUUUAUUGCUCUUCCUUCGUCCCGCAGAAUGAAUACAUGAAGGACAAUUUUCUGAUUAAAAUUGAGACGUGGCACAAGCCCGACAUGGGGGAUCAGGACAAUGUGAGUGAGCAGCUAAUUGAAUGAGUCUGAAUGGAUACCAUGUCAAAUAUGGACCACCAGCACAUCUAAUUCAGUUAGCAGACGUAACUAGUCCUUUAAUUUGACUAUUUCCCCUUUUACUCAAUCCCCCAUCUAUCAGACUCUUCCAUUGACGUCAUUUCAGACACUUAAUUCCACUGACGUCAUUUGUGUCCGUCCACUGACUUUAUGAAAGGAUACAGAAACCCUUCUCAUGUGUGCAUUUUUUGUUCUAAGACCUGCUUUGUUGGAUAUGACACUGAAUCAACAUUUACACAUAAUGUAUCAAAGUGCUAUGUUAUCAGGUUUGGGGUCAAUUCUCUUUCAAUUCAAUUUCCCUGAAUUGAGUGCAUUGAAAUUGGCCCCAACCCUGCAUGUUUUACCUGGUCUAUGUAGUGACUACUAGUGAGGCAUUCUUAGCUCUUGAAGUGGGUAACUUACUAUAAAUGAUUCCCUGCAUAGGUGCACGGACUAGACCCAGAGCAAUGGAAGAAGGCUGAAGUAGUCUACAUUGACAUCGCUGACAAAGCCCAAGUGGAUGCCAAGGUGAGAGCAGUGAUGGAUCAGUGUUAAUGUAGUAACAACUUAUUAUUAGUAAUAAGCAUGCUUUAAACUCUCUUACUGUUCUAAACCCAGACACAGCAGGGUCAUACUCUUAAGGCAGUAAAUGGAAGAAAACGGACUGAAACAUGUCCAAUAGAAAUUCCCUUACCGAGAAAGCAGGCUUCUGGCAAACAGUUGUGGCAAAUCUUUGGCCAAUUUGCCUCAAAUUUGCGGCCAGCUCAUAUUUUCAAAUGAAAUGAGUUUUGUGGCAAACUUUUGCUACAAAUUUGCGGCGACUUGUGAACUUCUGGCAAACAAUUCUGGGAAACUUGUGGUGAACAUUCUACUGUUUGCUGCAAAUUUGCUUCAAACUGAUUAUGAAUAUGCAAAUUAGAUCAGGUUUUUGGUUACUUUGUGUAUUAACAACAUUGAAAUGUUGUAUCUACAUAAACCAAAUCACAUACACAUUCUCACAGAGAGCUAAACAUACUAAAUGUACUACAGUGCCUUCAGAAAGUAUUCACACCCCUUGACUUUUUCCACAUUUUGUUGUUACAUAGUGGGAUUAAAAUUAAUUUAAUUGUCAUUUUUGUCAAUGAUCUACACAAAAUACUCUGUCAGUGGAAGAAAAGUGUAAAAAAAAAAUCAUGAAAAAUAAAACCCUAAUACUGUAUAUCUUGAUUAGAAAAAUAUUGAAUCCCCUAAGUCAAUACAUGUUAGGAUCACCUUUGGCAGCGAUUACAGCUAUGUCUUUCUGGGUAAGUCUCUAAGAGCUUUCCACACCUGGAUUGUGCAACAUUUGCCAAUUUUUAUUAUUUUCGAAAUUCUUCAAGCUCUUUCAAAUUUUGUUGUUGAUCAUCGCUAGACAACCAUUUUGAGGUCUUGCCAUAGAUUUUCAAGCAGAUUUAAGUCAUCCAUCUCCAAAAGUGAAGUUUUGCCUUGAUGUCAAAUCAGCUCAUGUUGUUGCUACUUUAGCUGUUGUGGUAGCUAACAUGCUACUGAACAGUGAAACUAGCAUAUUAUUAUAUAUUAUUAUUAGCAUUUUAUUGGUAUUAGCUAAAAGACCGCAACGUAUUCACCUAAAAAUAUAAGUUCGCUAGCUAGCUAUCACAUAAAUUGUGCAAAAUAUGAUAGCUAUCAUUAUCACUAAGCACUAGCCACUAGCUCGCUAUGCGCUAACCGCUAGCUAGCCAGUUAGUGCUGCUGACAGAUUGAUCUGAUCUAGCUAGCUAGCAACAAAAUGUGUUUCACUGUAUCCCACAAAACAUGACAUUGCUUACCAGGCAUCAAUUAGCUUACACAAUUUUUAAGUUUAUUAGGAAGUUUAAUAAGUUAAGACACUCACCGGACGACUUUGGUAGGUAGCUAGAUAGCUUGGUUUCCAUUUUCCAACAGAUUUUUCUUCUUCCCUCUGACUGGUCGUCAUCAACGGUUACUGGUCUUGGAACUCAAUGUUUACCAGAAAUGGCAACAAUAUUUAUACAGGUUUUCCCUUAAUGUCUAUGGGUUUGCCACAGAUUCAAAUACAAUCUUGAGCUAAUUGUUUGCCAGAAAAAACCUCUGGCAAACUGUUUGCCACUAUUGGCAAUAAAUAUUAUUGUUGCCAAAGGUUUCCCGCUGAUUCAGCACUAGUGGCAAACAUUUGCAAACUUCUGGCAACAUUUUGUGGCAAGUUUGCCACAAUUGUUUUUGUAAGGGUUAACACUUGUCUUCAUUUUCUUUAGCGAAAUGUUCCACUACAUUUUGUUACAGUGUGCACUAAUGAAUAUGACCCAGUUACCUGAACAGAAUUAAAUAGAACACUGAUGUUAUCUUUGCAUCCUACGGAUCUGCUCACUCUGCUCCACACAGGACUAUAAGCCAGAAGAAGAUCCUGCCAUAUUCAAGUCAGAGAAGACCGGCAGGGGCCCCCUGGGGCCUAACUGGAAGGUACUACCCAAACCAAUAUUCCAACGUUGUUGUCAUAUUUUUCAAAUCAGCUAAUUUCACACGUAGCUGUGUCCAGAGUCAAACAGUGUACUUAGAGAGUUGGGCCAGUGCGGUUUUUGUCUGACCGUUCCAAGAGCGCCAAUUUCACCUCCAUAGUCGUUGCUAAGUGAUAAUUGAUGCUUCUGCAUUGUGCUGUUUAUUUCUGAUGGUUUUCCAAACCUAUGAAGAUGUCCAGUGAAAGCAGAUAUGCAAUUUGUUGAGACCACAACACAGUACCAACUUGGAUACACAUUGUCCCAAAUGCUAAUUAGUAAAAACGUCAGUAAAAUUAGCUUUACUGUUCUGCUUGUCGGAGGCGCUAUCUUAUUGUCACAUCACCCAAAUUUCGAGAAUAAAGGCGCCAACAUGGCGUCCGUUCUAAAAUCUGUCCGGAACUUUACUGUAUGGCUCAGGCUGUAUCUAUUAUCGUUCGGAAUCACCAUCAUUAUGUGUGUUGUGAACUAUUCUGCCUCUGCCUGAGGGUGUAAUAACUUUGUCUUUACCUCUGCAGAAAGAGCUUCCCAGCAACACAAACUCUCCUCACAUGUGUGCCUAUAAGUUAGUCACAGUCAACUUCAAAUGGUGGGGAGUCCAGAACAAAAUUGAGAACUUCAUCCAUAAGGUACAGUAAGAGAAAGAGACUUGUCAAUUAUUCCAGUAUUUGCAUAAUAUUCUGUUAUGGUGCCUUCAUAUCACCCACUGUACAUGUAAAAAAUGACUCCGCCCUGAAACCGUGAAGAAGAAACUAGUAGACAGAUUUGGCUGAGGAAUAAGAAAUCCAAAGCUGUGCAGUCUCUCUGGGUGUGACCAGGGGCGGUGUGUUCAUUAGGGCGAUAUGGGCGACGCACUGCCAAACGGGAAAAGCAAGGGAUUUUUUUUCUAAUCAAUUAUAUCACGGCAACAGUAGUUAUCAGUGUUCUAAUCUAGACGUCUGAUCUGCCACUAAAUGUCCAAUCAGGCUAAAGUCAUGCUUCAAAUGGCCCCGCCCGUUUUGGGGCGAUUUCAGUCAGGUUGAAAAUCGCCCAGAAGUCUCUCAUAGCCUCUAAUGUAAAAUCAAUUUUUUUCAAAUAUCAGAGCUUUCAAUACAAUCUCUAUGGGUUUCUGAGGGCUUGCACUUACGCGCUUUCGUCAUACGUAACAUAACCAUGAACGUAACUAAGAAAAGAGCGGGUAGCAGCGUCAAUCAAUUCACGUACUACUAUCAAGAUGGCUAGCGUUCAGUGCAACUCGAUUGUCUCUUUGAAAGAAGUUCACAUCAAAGACCAUUCAAAACGAGCUACUGGAGUGUAUGCUAGCGGUCAUGAGGGAACAUAUUGUGGAGGAGGUGAAGUCGGCGAACUUCGUAGCUAUCCAAGCUGACGAGACCACGGACGUUUCUACACAGACACAGCUGGUGCUGAGGUACAUAGAUAGCAACCACAAAGUGCAGGAGCGCUUUUUUGAGUUCCUUCCCAUCUCGGAAUCAACCUCAGUCUCAAUCGCCAGUGUGCUUUUGGAGAGACUGAACGGUCUUUUUGCCGACGACGAGAAAGUCAAACUCAUUGCGCAAGCUUACGAUGGAGCCAGUGUGAUGAGGCGAGAGAAGGCUGGUGUGCAGCAAAAGGUACGUGAGCAUUUCAAGAAUGCCCAUUACGUGCAUUGCUAUGUGCAUCAGCUGAAUUUUAUCAUGCAGCAAGCUACUUCUCGCAUCAAAAAAGUAACUAGUAAACUAGUCCUCAGCAUGCCUGAUUUCAAUGAGAAAGUCAUUGACCGCUUUGCUGCAUUGAAAGAGAGAAGAGAACAGUUUCAGUACAAGUAAUGUAGCCUCUCUCUCUCUUUGUCCCUCCCUGUCUGUCUCUUUAACACACACACGCCCAAAUCAGUUCACAGUUGAUGUUGUUUAAAAUAGUUAUUUUUCAUUAAAAAAAAAGUAAAACUUUUUUUUUACAAAUCUAUACAAUUGGCCAGAAUAUGGUUGUUCAUAUUUACAAAUCUAUACAAUUGGCCAGAAUAUGGUUGUUCAUUUUUACAAAGCCAUACAGAUAGCUGUGUUUACCUUUUCUAGAAAUUAUUUUCAAAUUCUGUUUUCAGGCAAAAUGUCUAUCACUGUUCAUUUUCACAAAUCUAUACAAGAGGGUAGAAUAUGGAAGUCUAUAAAAAUUUCCUAUUACCAAUAACUUGCAUCAAUGUUUUCAGUAGCCUCUAUCAAAAGCUCCUGCUUGCUUGUUGUGAAUUAUGCUCAGGUGCACAUAUUUCCAAUUCAACCAUGAGGCCUUUUUGAAGCAAGUAAUGUGUAUAUCAGUAUUGACUUAUAUGCUGCCCCUGUCUUCAUGUUGUUGCUGGACAUAUCUUUUUUAAAAUGUGUGUAGGUCACCUAAAUCAUCAGAAAAAUUGCCCCCCCUGAGAAUUUUUUCAGGAGCCGCCACUGGGUGUGACUAAAGGCUAGUUUACAGUAAAGGCAAAAAAUGGUUUUCUGUCCUCUAGUGGACACAGUGAUUUGCCAUAGAAAUGUUACUCCAAUUUGCACAUAAUAAAUGCUGAUAUUACUCAUAUUUGUUCUAUGUAAUUGUUUUGUCUAAUUUCUUCCCCUCUUUGAUUUCCAGCAAGAGAAGCGAUUGUUUACGAAGUUCCACAGACAACUGUUCUGUUUGAUUGAUAAAUGGAUCGGAUUGACAAUGGAGGACAUUCGACGUAUCGAAGAGGAGACCCAAAAAGAGCUGGAUGAGGUAAUGUACUGUACAUUUGUUUGGUCUUUGGCAUCAAUUAACUCCGAAUGAGAUGUGCUGCUGUCUUAUCAGUUUUGUCAUUAGGCUGCGGAAAUUUGCUAAAUGCUUUGUUGUUGUCCUGGAUAUCCUACUUAUUGAUGUGGCUUUGUGUGUGUGUUUGUCUGUCUGGCUCUGUCUGUGUGUGUCUUUCAGAUGCGGGAGAAGGAUCCAGUCAAAGGGAGUUCUGCUUCAGAGGAC